GCUGACAGUGCACUUGGAUUUGCACCCACCAGCGGAACAAUGUCGUGGCUGCCAUCAUACCUGUGUGGAUGUUUUCUGCUUCUGAGCUGGCCUGGUGUGCUCGGUGAAAGUUGUCUGCGCAAGACUCAUGUUCUAUCCAGAUGUCUGAGCGACAACGAUGUCGCCUUCACGGAUCUGUUCAAGAUCGUGAACCUAUUUGACACAGACGCAAAGGACUUUGACAAGCAGUGUAAAGCCAUAGGAAAGUUCAAAGACGCGUGCCAGUGCCUGGACAGGGUGACCAAGCAGUGCACAGGGAUCUCGAUGAACUUCCUCCAGCUGUACUCUGUGUGGGAGGCAGCCUGCACCGAUCGUAUGGUGCACAGAGACUGUCUGAUGGACGCUGCCGCCUCAAGAUGGGGGAUUGGUUACUGCUUUGUGAAGAACAUGCUCAAAGGAGGAUAUCGAUGACUGUGACGAGUACACACAUGACAUCCUAGUUCGGAAAGGAAUUCUUCAACUAACUGAUGACAUAUGCAAGGAUGGCCGGGGGGUGCUCUCUUUUCUAUCCACCAUGCUCAGCAAUCUAUGACGUCAUUAGCCCCCUCCGCUUCCAGCCUUUUUUCGCCAAUUUAUUUUUUUCGUUUUUUUUUUCAAGGGUGCUGCGUGCACGAUGAAGUGACAGUUAAAUUAAAGGUUAAAUAAAAAGUCCAAUCCCUGCU
This is a messenger RNA of Aplysia californica (California sea hare), 701 nucleotides long. RefSeq lists its product as uncharacterized. NCBI's taxonomy places the organism in Eukaryota, Metazoa, Mollusca, Gastropoda, Aplysiida, Aplysiidae. The record is from RefSeq and is a predicted model, not a curated record.